This is a messenger RNA of Prorocentrum cordatum, 1903 nucleotides long. The record is from the annotation of a GenBank genome assembly. Lineage: Eukaryota; Dinophyceae; Prorocentrales; Prorocentraceae.
CGGACGUUUUCUUUUUGUUCCCGGAGUUGCAACAGCCAGGUCACGCAAACCAUCCACGUUUGCUUCUGCUGUCCAUCCGAGCGGCCAGCUCGGUCAGGUUGGUUGCGGGCCGCCCCAAAGUUGUUGUGCCUGUUUCAGUCACUGCGCUCCCGUUGGCGUUCUGCCCUGCCCUGGCUCAAGCCACCGUGGCCCAAGUUCCUUGACAGUCUCUCCCUUCACGCCUCCGUACCCGCAGCUUCGCCAGGAGAUGGCCGCGCUUUCGCGCCCGGCCCUCGCCUCCAUCCUCGGCAGCUCGGCCCUCGGCUUCGCCGCGGCGCUCUCCGUCGACCGCGACCGCGGUGGCGCCCUCGGUGCCGACCGCGGUGGCGGCGGACAGACACCCGAGGAGCUGGGCUUCUCCGACGCAGGUGACUCCGACGACUCGAACAGCUAUGGUAAGUCUCAGUUCAGCGAAGAGUUCUGCCUGGACAUCGGUGCCAAGGGAUUCCCGAUCCCCACCUUCAAGAUGCUCCAGGCGGCCAACUGGGACGCAGCGACGUAUUUCGCGCAGUUGCAAGGGGCAGGGUACGCAGAGGACGCUUUGCAGAUGACGGGCCCGGACGCGGCCUUGCUGAAGUCGGACUGCAUGAAAGAGCGCGCUCAUGGCAGGUCGAGGCACAUCUUCGUGGGCGAUUCGCAGAUGAUGUCUCUUCGCAAUGCGUUCCACCGCCUCAACAAGUGCCCCGAGAUAUGGUACUCCAAUCACACCGAGCAGGACAUCUCCGACAUGAUGGGCACGGUGCGGAGGAACGAGAAGACCCAGACCAAGACGAAGAGCAACGCCCGCUUCUACUCCCGCGCCGAGCAGGUCCCCGCCCAGCUGCCCCACGGCUGCACGGAGGAGGGCAUUGCAUCCUUCAUCCAUUGGGACGGCUGGGCAAGCCACACGCUGCCCGUGAAGGACAUCAAGAAGGAAAUGGACAUGAUCGGUGUAGACCCUGCGGAGGGGGACAACGUUGUCGUCUGGGUUGGGUCGAACUUCAUCCCGGCAAGGCACAGGAUGAGCGCCCUGCUGCAAUCCAUCAACAAGCUCCACGAGAUGAAGGUCAAGUUGGUGUGGGACUCGCCCGCCUACCAAGACGUGGCCCUGAUGGCCGCCACGACGACCCACAGCGAAGGGCGCGACGAGCGAACUAAGAUUCCCAUCACCUUCAACUCCAUCUCUCAGCGGAAGACCUCUGGGCAGAUAGGCUCAAACGAGUAUACGGAGAAGGCUCUCUACGAGCAGGGCAUCGAGGUCCCCACCACGAAGCGGUGGCAGAUCACCAAUCGCUACCGCGGCCUCCAGUGCGACGGCAUCCACACCGACAUGCGCGCCAGGGACCCCCUCUUCUACGACAUGCCGUGCCCGAUGGGCCAGCAGAAGUACGGCCAGUCCACCUACUGCACCUGGGUGGAGCCGUUCAAGAAGGAGCUCGGCGGCCUCUGCCCGUGGGCCUACGGGCUGGACGACAUGGUGCUCCAGAGCGGGCUCUACGCCAUGUGCGCCGCGCACGAGAAGCCGUUCUGCUAUUCGUACACCGAGCACAUCCGCUGAGAGAACUCGGGGACCCGAGGUUGCGUGGGUCUUGCUAUAGGGGAACGGAGGAUGGCAUGAACAUCAAAAACGCGGAGGUCUUCGCGGAUUUCUCACAUCGGCGCUGGGGCCCCCUGUGCGGCGCCUCCGGCGCCGCCCUUGGCGCGCUCCGCGCGCCAGGGAGGGGGGUCCAGCGCGGAUCCGCGAAAUCCGCGCGGUCCUCAGAGUUUCUAUGUGUAUGCCAUUAGUUGUUGUCCUGCUUGCCUUUCUGAGGACGUGCUGGCCCGCGGAUGUGAAAGCAGAUCCUGCUCUUCGUCCACCUCCCUUUUCCCUCCCCCCUCCUGCCUC